This is a messenger RNA of Medioppia subpectinata, 436 nucleotides long. The record is from the annotation of a GenBank genome assembly. NCBI's taxonomy places the organism in Eukaryota, Metazoa, Arthropoda, Arachnida, Sarcoptiformes, Oppiidae.
GGUAGAAGGAUGCCGUUCACCCCCGUUGCACAGGCCAAUUGUGGCAAAUGCCAAAAGCCAGUCUACGCGGCCGAGGAAGUGCUCGCCGGUGGCCUUAAAUGGCACAAGAUUUGCUUCAAAUGCGAUCUGUGCCACAAGCGAUUAGACAGCACCAACAACAACGAGCAUGGUGGCGCCCUGUACUGCAAACAAUGUUACGGCCGUAAGUUCGGACCCAAGGGCUACGGGUUCGGCGGUGGCUCCGGUGCCCUGUCUAUGGACAAGGGCGAGCAUUUGGGCAAUCAAACCUGCGAAAUGUCAAACAAGCCCUCGGGUGUCAACAACUAAAUGCUAUUAAUAGCGCUAUUCUUCUCACUUAACACUUGUUUUCAAAAUGUUUUCUCUUAAUUCUCACUGAAUUAAAAAGCAAAUCAAAUAAAAUAUAUUAAUUUGAAAA